UAAAAAUAUAAAUUGCAAUAGGGAAAGAAAUCCAUGACGAUUUCGAGGCGAAAUGCAUUUGUGAAACACAUUUUAUGUCUCGAGCAUCUGUAAAUACUCAAAACAUGACAUUUUGUAGUUGUGGCAGCCUUCCGACCUCUUCCACUCGCCCCUCCCCGACCGCGCCUUGAGGGAAUAUCAGAAAGCACUUACAACGCACUCAAAUUCAAGUGUGGAUGCAAUCAACGUGUUGAGCCCCACAUGAUAAAUUGUUUUCACAGGCGAUUUGCAGAAUCGAAUGCAAAGUGAAUUGCAGCAUGCGAAGGAAACGGAAAAACAAAUUGAAUUGAAAAAUUGUGCGAGUCGAUAGGCAAAUGGACUGAGUGCUGCCAGACAACAAAGGAACAUAAUGCGCUAGCUUCUGUUCUGCUUACAUAAUCUUUAUAAUGAGACACUAACCGGAGCAAAAAGAAAGAAAGAGAGUGAGCGCGUGAGAUAGACAGAGGAGAGAGAGAGCGAGAAAGAGAGAGAGAGAGAGAGAGAGAGAGAGAGACAGACAGAAAGCAAUUGUCAAUAACCAGCAAGCAAUAAUUCAACACCGAGCAGACGAGGAUUACUCCCUCUCCGACAAGAAUGCCCUUUGGACGUAAAUCCCCACUGGAGGCGCUCGCCCUGCCCGGCGUUAUGCUGGCCUACAAGUACAGCCAGUUCCGACAGAGACGACGCGAGGCGGCCAGUCGAAGGGUCACCGAACGGGAGCUCUCAGCCCUGCAUCAUAAAAUCGACAAACUGCUGAGCAAGUUGGAAGAAGAGAGCGAGCCGGAUCCUCCAACCUCGCAGGAAGAUGAAUGCGUGAUCUGCAUCAAUGCUCGCGCCACAAUGCAGACCUCGCCCUGCGGCCAUCGCGUCGUCUGCCGGCGCUGCUUCGUGAAGACCAUACAGAGUGCCGUGGCACAGCGUUUGCUGCCGCUGCGCUGCGUGAUCUGUCGGGCGCGGGUGAAUCGGCUGACCUCGUCGUCGGGCAGCUGGCGCAUACAGGAGUCGGCCAGCAGCUAUUCCAUGGGUGCCAAGAGCUGGGCCUCGGCGGGCGUGCAUGCGGGCGGCGUUGUCGCCUCGGCCAGCUCCUAUUCGAUGAACGAUGCGCACAGCGAGCACCAUGCGUUCCAUCAGCCCACGCUGCACACGGCCGCUGGGGCACGCAACCAUCAUCAUCAGUAUGCGGCGGCACGUGGCGCUCAUGGACGGGUCUCGCAAUCGGACAGCUUGUACUCAAUGAGCUCCACGGGCUCGGCGGGCUCCACACUAUCGGGCUACUCGCACUACUCCAAGACGUCUUCCAUAUCGAGCAGCGGCGCCUGCUCGCCAGCCUCGCCGGCGGCGUUGGCGCACAGUGCCCAUCACUUGGCGCCGCCAUCGCCCAACACACACCAUCAUCAUCAGCAGCAUCAUCAUCAGCAUCAGGUGAUUUCACCGUCUGGCUCAUCCUCUUGCUCCAGCGUGGGCUCGCUAUCGCCUCGCGACUCGGCCGCUCAUCACUCGCAUCACGGCGGCUGUCCCAGCGGCUGCUCGGGCGCUGUGCCGCGCAAGCCUCUGCACACGCUCAGCAACUCCGCCUCUACAUCCUCAUCCAGCAGCAGCAGCGGCAGUGGCAGCGGCAGCGGCUGCAUGACACCCACGCCCACACACACCUAUCCGGGUAGGCGGCACGUCAAGAGCCGCAUGCUGGAUCUGCAGAAUCGGCUGCCACCCAUCAAGGAGUUUCGCAGUCCAGCCAAAGUGCCACAUCCCUCGCCGGUGCAUGUCAGCAAUCCGCGCUUUCGGUAUGCUUCGUAUACGAAGUCCAGCGGCCAUCAGUUGGCGCCGCUGCUGCGUGAGUCAACGUCACCGCCGCCGCCUCGUCGGCCGAGUCCCAUGAAUAUACAGCUCAGCUGCACGGCUUUAGCGCCGCCCCCGCUUAAGGCAGGCGGCGCCAAGAUUAGUCCGCUCAAUGCCAAAAACUCGCUGCCCAAAAAUGCCUACGUGAUGCCCAAGGACAAAAAGCAACCGAAUGCUCCACCGCCACCCGCAAGCAGCAAGAGUCAAGUCACCAAGGGCGCAGCAGCAGGCACAGCAGGAGCCGGCGCCAGUGCCUCCUCCUGCUCCUCCUCUUCCUCAAAGUCGGGCAACAACUGCAGCAAGCCCCACUCAACCGAUUCGAAUCGCAGUUUUCCGCUCUUCUCCAGCAGCAGCAGCAAAGAGAAAGCGGAUAACAAGAAAAACGAAUCCAUGGAGCGCAAGAAGAAGGAGGAGAAGCUCAAGAUGAAGGCUGAAAAGGAAGCCAGAAAGGAGGAGAAGCGACUGGCCAAGGAGGAAGAGCGCCUGGCCAAGCUGCAUGCCAAGGAGGAGAAGAAACGUGGCAAAAAGGAGGCCAAGGAGCUAUUAUUGGCAAACGAUGGCAAUAAUAAGAAAUAAAGUUAAUUAACGUGCAAAGCUAAUGUUGAAAUUACAAACGAUAAAUGGAAACUGUAUUAUAUCAGACAUAAUAAUGACAUGACACACACACAAACAUACACACAUACCCACACAUUCCAUAAAAACGAGCUUGAUUGUAUUUAUAGGAUAUUUAUUUAUAUACAAAACCAAAAUUAUUUUAUUACACAAAAAAAAUUAGCCCGCAAAACCCUUCACACAAAAAAUUG
Messenger RNA from Drosophila navojoa, 2657 nucleotides. RefSeq lists its product as uncharacterized. The record is from RefSeq and is a predicted model, not a curated record. Lineage: Eukaryota; Metazoa; Arthropoda; Insecta; Diptera; Drosophilidae.